AGGUACGUAGCCAAAUGUUAUAAGAAGACCAAGAAUAUACAGCAGUAUCAACAAGACGUGAUAUGUCAGAUGACAGCUCGUUACUAUGCAACGCUUUUCAAUCAACAGCUCUACCAGGCGGGUAAGCAUCAAUUUCUUUUGUACAAAUCCAGCAAUGAUUUUUUCAAUAUUUCUUUAAGUUAAAAUAAAAUUUCUUGUUACCCAAUCGAAUGCAGUUGGUGUCGGUAUCUCUGUGAGCGGAGGGAGGGGGAAAACUUCAUUAACGUCAUACCCUUUUGUCUUUACCUCAUGAAUAAAAUGCGGUGGAAUCUCAUUAUAGAGGUUAGGCAUCACGUUUACGUCAAACGGCAAACGCGAUGUUGUAGCACCUGACCAAGUUUCUCCUUUACUUGUCGUUUACUUUCCUUAUUUCUAAACAUAAAGUAGUAGUUUCACGCCAUUUUUUAUCCAUAUUUUUGUCUGCUCAUUUUCUAUCUUGACGUUUGCCGUUUGCUGUAUACUCUCUAAUGAUAUAAGGUCAUGUGCUACUUAAGAAUGGUUUAACCGGUUUGACAGGUUUUCUAGUUAUUUUAAGAUCGAUGAAGGUUUAAGAAAAGUAUUUAUUUGUUUAUUCAUAUUGUCGAAAGAAUAAGCUUUUACUCGCCUGUUCUAUUUCCUGCCGCUUUCAUUGUCCAACAAUUUGUUCGAGGUCCGAUUCACUGAUUCUUUGUUCGCAGAUCGUGCAUCUUUAAUGAGGACGAGGAUCUCUUUCUACUACGAAAAACAAUUUUCCGCUUUCCCCCUUCUUCCACCUCCACCACCACCACUACCACAUUUCUAAACUAAAAGCGCCAAUGAAAAUGCAAACUAAGAAGAAUCUCAACUGCGUAUAAAGUUGUGCGAAAUACCAAUAUCUAAGUUUUCACGUUGUAAAAUCUUUGUAUUGCAGAUUUAAACGUCGGUCACAUCCAGUUCCUACCUGUAGUCUUGCUGCAGUUGAUUAACGAGGAUGGUUCUUUAAGCGGUGUAUACAAUGUCGAACCGUACAUGGCAGGAGAGUUUGUCAAACUCACCAAUAAUUUAGACUUUGUAAGAAGAGUAGGCCCAGUGUCUGACCUCGUCCUGGCAUUUGGUCAUUUCUCCUACCAGGCUUCCAACGAGCUGUUGGUUAUCGUAGACAUUCAAGGUUGGACGCCAUCAGCAGAGAAUCAAUCUCGUUGCACAUUCCUCACUGAUCCGCAGAUCCAUUCUGUGGUUUACAAAUGCUUUGGUACAGGCAAUCUGCGUCAAGAUGGUUUUGACGGGUUUUGGCGUCAUAUGCACCCAGAAUGUAACGAAAUCUGUAAAAAGAUACAGUUGGUCAGGCCAAAUGCUAAAUAG
Porites evermanni is the source of this 1359-nucleotide messenger RNA. The record is from the annotation of a GenBank genome assembly. Lineage: Eukaryota; Metazoa; Cnidaria; Anthozoa; Scleractinia; Poritidae.